Messenger RNA from Plasmodium knowlesi strain H, 714 nucleotides. RefSeq names its product methyltransferase, putative. Lineage: Eukaryota; Apicomplexa; Aconoidasida; Haemosporida; Plasmodiidae. Gene Ontology annotation, cellular component: cytoplasm. The record is from RefSeq and is a predicted model, not a curated record. The coding region runs from base 1 to 714 and encodes 237 amino acids. The transcript has a single exon. Gene Ontology annotation, biological process: peptidyl-lysine monomethylation; peptidyl-lysine dimethylation. Gene Ontology annotation, molecular function: protein-lysine N-methyltransferase activity.
AUGGCACCGUCAGAGCUUCACAAACUGAGCUACUGGGAGGAAGUAUAUCAAGGGGAGAAGGAAAACUAUGAAGAGGCGAACAUUCAGCCGGAGGAAUGGUUUGAAGAAAACUGUGAUAAAAUUAUAAAUUGGAUGAGCAACCAUUUUAGUGAAGAAGAAAAAAAGGAACAAGUAGCCAUUCUUGAUGUCGGGUGCGGAAAUGGUCUAUUCCUACACAAACUGCAUCAAAGAGGCUUCGGCAAUUUAUGCGGUUUUGAUUUUUCCGCGAGCGCCAUUGAAUUAGCAAAGAAACUCUUCGUGGGAUGCGGCGGGGAAGGCGAAGAGGACAGUCGUAUAAAUCGUGGUGAAGAACCCACCGACGUUUACGUGCAAGUGCUAGAUAUUUAUAACAUCGAAGACGAAAUAAAAGAAAAUUCAAAAUUGAAGAAAAAAUAUAAACUGAUAAAUGACAAAGGAACAUUCGAUAUAUUUUUCAUGAAUGAUAAAGCGCAAGAAUACUUCAAACACGUAUCUUUUUUUUUCCAAGUGGAUACAAUCUUUUGUCUCACAUCGUGUAAUGCAUGCAAAGAGGAAUUACUAUCCAUCGUUAACCAUUUUAAUGAGACCAAUGGGAAAUUUCAGUUAACACUUUUUGAUGAAAUACGUUACGAAAGUAUAACCUUUGGGGGGGUGAAGGGGCAGAUAAUCACUACCUUAAUUUUUGCAUGUUCCUAA